This is a messenger RNA of Hepatospora eriocheir, 936 nucleotides long. NCBI's taxonomy places the organism in Eukaryota, Fungi, Microsporidia, Hepatosporidae. The record is from the annotation of a GenBank genome assembly.
AUGAGUGAAGAUAGUUAUAAUGAAUUUUUACUCAGCAAGAUUUAUGAAAUUUUUUCUAAGAAAGAGGCUGUUGCUUUUAUUGAAUCUAAUGAAAUUAGUAGACCAAUAACAAUUAGAACUAAUUUAUCUCUAAUAAGCAGGAAAGAAUUGAUCUCUGCUUUGUUAAGAAGAAAAAUAGAAUGUGAUGUUCUAGAUUGGUGUGAAGAAGGUAUUGUUAUUUUUAGUUCUAAAGUUCCUUUAGGCGCCACUCCUGAGUAUUUAGCUGGUUAUUACAUUAUACAAGGAGCUAACUCAUUUCUUCCCGUUUUAAAUAUGGAAUUAUCUAAAAUUAAAGAUUCUUAUAAAGUAGUAGAUCUUUGUGGUGCACCAGGAGGAAAGAGUACACAUAUUGGUGCUCUGAUGGAAAACAGGGGAACUUUGUUUGUUAAUGAACUUAAUAAAGACAGAUGUUCAUCUUUAAUAUCAAAUCUUCAUAGAAUGCAUGUAUCCAAUUCUAUUAUUAGUAAUAUUGAUGGUCUUAAAUUUGAUGUUGGUAAAGUUGAAAGAGUAUUAUUAGAUGCUCCAUGCUCUGGUACGGGUAUAAUAUCAAAAGAUCCAUCUGUUAAAACAUCUAAAACAGAAAAGGAAAUUAAAGAUCAUCAAAAGUUACAGAAAAAGCUUAUAUUACAUGCUUUUGAUAUGCUAAAAAAUAACGGUAUUUUGGUUUAUUCAACCUGUUCAAUUUUAGUAGAAGAAAAUGAGGAAGUUAUUGAUUUUCUUUUAUCUAAACGAAAAAAUGCUAAAGUAUCAGAUUUAGACGUUGCUAUUGGAAAGGAUGGGUUUAGUAAGUUUAGAGGAGUAAGUUAUAAUGGAACAAUUUCCAAAUCUAAAAGAAUAUUCCCCCAUGUGCAGAACAUGGAUGGAUUUUAUUACUGUAAAAUCAAAAAAGUUGAAUAA